AUGGCUGCCAAAAUUACAGAUGACGCUAUCGUCGAAUAUCUAGAGGAGCGGCAGAUCUACAUCAAGCUCCAGCAAGCGAUGGAGGCCCUCGCCAUACAUAAGCCUGACAACCCAUGCGGAUUUUUGAAGAAUUACUUUGAUCCUGCGAAGACAACCUGCAAGACAACGCACAGAGUCAUUAUACUGGGCCCGCCAUGCUCUGGAAAGAGCACGAUGUGCAGCCUUUUGUCGAAGAGGCUUGGGGGCCGCUUGAUCUGCGCUGAACGGAAUAACCAGACUCUAGGAAGCACAGAGGUUAUCGAGUCCGUUCGAACCCAGCUCCAGCAGUGCUCAAACGAUUCUUGGGUCCUAGAUGACUUUCCCUCCUCUGAGCUGGAGGCCUUUUCGUUGCGUAUCAGCCCAGAUUGUCUGCCCACGGUGGUAAUAGACCUUCAGCUUCCGCUGGACACAGUGCUUUCCCGAUCUGCAAGUGAGCUGGAGCGUGAUCAACUGAAGAAGCGCUACGAUGUCUACAAAAUAAACCGACCAGCGUACUUCAAGGUAUUCGAGUACUGUAUCCGUGUCAUUGACUGCACAGAUUUGAGCAUGCAGGACAUCGAGGCGCGUGUAAUGGCUAUCAUUACUGGGGCCGGGACGGUGAAGAAUAGCUCCAACGAGGUUCUUCCUCGCGGGCCAGCAAUCAUUGACGAACAAGCAGAGAGGGUUGCAUACACAAUGAGCAGAGCCCCUAACACGCGCCCCACCAUAGAAAGCGUAAACUGA
This is a messenger RNA of Giardia duodenalis, 762 nucleotides long. Its product is annotated as Adenylate kinase family protein. The transcript has a single exon. Lineage: Eukaryota; Fornicata; Diplomonadida; Hexamitidae. Bases 1 to 762 code for a protein of 253 amino acids. The record is from RefSeq and is a predicted model, not a curated record.